AUGAGGCUGGAGUUCUUGGGGCUCAAGUGGGCCAUGACUGAGAAAUGUAGGGAAUAUCUGCUUGGUCAUAAAUGUGUUGUCUUCACUGACAACAAUCCCCUUAGCCACCUGUCCACGGCAAAGCUUGGAGCCACUGAACAACGUUGGGCAGCCCAACUUGCGUCUUUCGACUUUGAGAUUAAGUACCGCUCUGGUAGAAGUAAUGGAAAUGCUGAUGCCCUGUCCCGUCAGCACCCACCAGGGGUGCAAGAUCUUGAAGCUAUGCUCCCUAGCACCUCACUCCCCUUGCCUUUACGGCAAGCCUUGCCAGUAGCACAGGCAACCCAAGCAGCUGUCAUAGCCUUGCCUCAUCAUACACAGUCUGAUAUGGAGGCACUUCAGCAAGCCGACCCCGUCCUUCAGGAAUUCUUGGUGUUCUGGAGAAGGAGGCAGCGUCCAAGCAAUGAUGAGAGGAAGCAGUUGUCCCGGCAAGCAUUGGCACUGCUCCGCCAAUGGGACCGGUUAGUUGAGAGGAGUGGGGUCCUCUAUCGCCAGAUCUUUCGCUCUGAUGGGGCUGAAGCAGUUCUGCAGCUGCUUUUGCCAGCUGCUUUGAGAGAGCAGGUGCUCACCGAAGUCCACCAGAGGCAUGGCCACCAAGGUAUUGAAAGAACCUUGGAGCUACUUAGGCAGCGGUGUUACUGGCCAGGUAUGUCCUCUGAGGUGGCUCGUGCUCCCAUGGGACACUUGCUGGCUUCUAGACCCAAUGAAAUUCUAGCCAUUGACUUCACUGUCUUGGAGCCCACCUAUACAUUCAGCUAUCGGGUCGGGCAUGCAACAGUGGCUGUCAUCGUCAAGGAGGUUGCGGGUGCCAUCUGGACCGCGCUGGUCGAGGAGACCAUGCCGGUACCACAGACGGAGGACUGGAGAGCCAUCGCUGCUGGGUUCCAGGAGCGCUGGAUCUUUCCAAAUUGCGUUGGUGCCAUUGAUGGGAAGCACGUGGUGAUCCAGGCUCCGGCAAAUUCUGGGUCCCUCUACUUCAACUACAAGUCCAGCCACUCCUUGGUACUGCUGGCUGUCGUGGAUGCUGAGUACCUCUUCAGGGUAGUGGAUGUCGGAGGUUUUGGAAGGAGCAGCGACGGUGGGAGCCUGCAGAAUUCCGCUUUUGGAGAGAGCCUCAGAGAUGGCAGUCUGCAGCUACCACCUGACACCGUCAUCCCAGGAGCAGAGCGGCUGGGCCUUCUUCCCCAUGUGUUUGUUGGAGAUGAGGCUUUUCCGCUGCUGGACAACCUGCUGCGUCCGUUCCCUGGACGUCAGCUCACGCGUGAAAGGAGGCUGUUCAACUACCGCCUCAGCCGGGCCAGGUUGGUGGUUGAAUGUGCGUUUGGCAUCCUCUCAUCUCAGUGGAGAAUGUUCCGGCGUGUCAUCACCACCAGCCCGGAGGUAACAGAGUUGUGUGUGAAGGCCACCUGUGUGUUGCACAACUUCCUCCGCAGGAAGACAAUAGGAAGGUCAUCACGCACACCUGUUGUCCCUGUCGUCGCAGAGUCGAGUGAUGAAGCUCCAACCCUGCGUGAUGCACCUAUGAUGGGCUCAAACAACGCCACACGCCGAUCCAUCCAACUGCGGGAGACCUUCUGCUCCUAUUUGAAUGAGGAGGGUGUAGUGUCAUGGCAGCAUAAAGUGGUGUAGGGUCACCAUGGCUCCUCCAAACCAAAAGCUCUUUUAAGA
This is a messenger RNA of Gymnodraco acuticeps, 1707 nucleotides long. RefSeq lists its product as uncharacterized. Bases 1 to 1668 code for a protein of 555 amino acids. The record is from RefSeq and is a predicted model, not a curated record. The transcript is spliced from 2 exons. NCBI's taxonomy places the organism in Eukaryota, Metazoa, Chordata, Actinopteri, Perciformes, Bathydraconidae.